CCUCUGUGUUGUAAUGCUUAGGCUUUAGUAAGGCCAGAAUAUGAUGUUAUAAUGGCGCUUUCUGUUUCUUUUUAAUUAAUUUAGCAUGUUUCGUAUCCCGUGGUAUACACUGCAAUCUACAUGUAAUUUCACUGAAGUUACCUCUUAGUGGCAUUCUGACAUAAGAAACUAGCCUGGGAUACAGUCAGUACACCACGUGUUCGGUCCCUGAAACAAUAUUGAAAGCAUUUGACUAUUAAAUCCAUGGGUGGCGCUACUUACAGUAGAGGUUUGAACUUUACUCAAACUUUUGAAUGCACAAAACGGAAGUCGCCAUUUUAACUUUGCGAGAAAAAGAGACAACUGCAGAAAUACGAGUUAAGGAAGUUUAAUUCAGCACCAAAUCCACUGUCGAGAAGCAUACAGUAGCCACUUCAAUGGAUACAAAGCAUGGCUUGUUACUUGCCUGGAUCAAGCAUUUCUGAGUUCAGGAUUGUGCUGGUAGGGAAGACUGGAUCUGGGAAGAGUGCCUCAGGAAACACCAUCCUGGGCAGAACAGAGUUCAGAUCUGCAGUCAGCACCUCUGCAGUAACAAAGGUGUGUGAGAAGAGAGCAGGAGUAAGUAAUGGGAGACGGGUCACUGUGGUCGACACCCCAGGCUUGUUUAACAGAGAGCUCUCUGAAGAGGAUCUGAAGCGUGAGAUUGUGAGGUGUGUUUCUCUGUCUGCACCGGGACCCCACGCUUUCCUCUUGGUGCUGCAGGUGGGGCGAUUCACACAGCAAGAGAGAGAGACAGUGGGGCUAAUCCAGAAGCUUUUCGGUGAGAGGGCUGCCAGGUAUAUCAUACUCCUUUUCACACGUGGGGACGAUCUAGACGACACGACCAUUGAGGAGUACAUCCAGCGAUCCAGUGAGGGCCUCCGAGAGAUUGCUGAGAAGUGUGGGAACAGGUAUCAUGUCUUCAACAACAGGAACAGUAAUCAGAGUCAGGUUACGGGGCUCUUGGAAAAAAUCGAGAGAAUGGUCGCAAGAAAUGGUGAAAGCUGCUACACGAGAGAGAUGUACCAGGAGGCUGAAUCAGCCAUGAGACGAGAGCAAGAGAGGAUGAGGAGUGAGAAAGAGGAGGAGAAACGCAGGGAGGAAGAGGAGCAGAGGAGGAAGUUCCUGGGUGAGCAGAAAGGGACAGGCAUUCUUGAUUUGAAAGCGUGGCUCUCCCCCUUUUCAUAUUUGGGAACGUGGUUCUCCUCCUCUUCACCUAUUAUGCCGCCCUCCCCCCCUACACCCUCUUCACCUGCCCAGGCGCCCGUCCCCAUUAACCCCCCUCCAAUUCCCCAGGCGCCUGUCCCCAUUAACCCCCCUCCACCUGUCAGUGACAAGGAUGACGAGCUCCCCCCCUCUCCAUCUGUCAGUGACGAGGAUGACGAGCUCCCCCCCUCUCCAUCUGUCAGUGACGAGGAUGACGAGCUCCCCCCCUCUCCAUCUAUUAUGCCGCCCUCCCCCCCUACACCCUCUUCACAUUACAGUCCGCCGAUCUCCCCCUUUCCCGUUCCAUCUGUCAGUGACGAGGAUGACGAGCUCCCCCCCUCUUCAUCUGUCAGUGACGAGGAUGACGAGCUCCCCCCCUCUCCAUUGUUUGACGAUGACGACAGAGUGAAUGAAGUUGCAGUUUACAGUCUGCAGGCUCCAGAGCCAAGGAACAGAGCUGAGUUUUUAAAAUAUUCCUGUCAGCUCACACUGGACCCCAACACAGCGCAUAGAAUCCUCUGUCUGUCUGAAGGGAACAGAAAGGUGACACGGAGGAGAGAGACCCAGAGAUAUCCUCAUCACUCAGAGAGAUUUGAGAGAUGUGCCCAAGUGCUUUGCAGAGAGGGUUUGUCUGGGACUCGCUGUUACUGGGAGAUUGAGUGGAGUGGGGGAGGGGCUUCUAUAGGAGUCACAUAUAAAGGAAUCCGCAGGAAAGGAAGGGAUCAUUCCUGUAUCCUUGGAGGCAAUGGCAAGUCCUGGAGUUUGUUCUGCUCUGAUUCCAGUUACUCUGCCCGGCACAAUAACAAUGAAACUGCAAUAACUGCCCCCCACUCCCCCAGAAUAGGAGUGUAUCUGGACUUUAAUGCCGGCACGCUGUCCUUUUAUGGCGUCUCUGACACAAUGACCCUCCUGCACAGAUUCCAAACCACAUUCACUGAGCCGCUCUAUCCUGGGUUUGGGCUUUAUUAUUCUGAUUCCCCUGUAACAAUCUGCCAGCUGAACUAGACUGUUUUGUGUUGUAAGAAACCCUUUGUAUUGAACUCCCUGUCUGUCCUCUCCACUCCUCGGGUGAAGGGAAUGUUCAAUCUGACACAACUUUGGAUGAAAGUUAGGGGGUAAAACGGCGCCACCUGCAGAGCGAAACGAGGUGAAUUAUUUGUUUUUAGCAACGAAUGGAUUUCAUAGGAAGUAACUGUAUUUAAUUUAUUUUUUAAGAAUUGUUAUGUUUUAUAUAUAUUUUAAAAAAUGGCAUCCAAUAGUCAGUGCUGUAACAGUUUUAAAAAAAGUGAACUUAAGUUUGCUUUAUUGUGUGUGUGUUUUUGUUUUUUGAUUUCCAUAAAAUGUUUAAUAUUUCAGAUUUUAGUAAUGUGAUUUAAUAAAAAAAAUUAACGUGAUAGACUGACUUUUUCUUAUUUCUUAAUACUCAUUAACAUGGUUUUUCAAAUGA
Molecule: messenger RNA, 2671 nt
Organism: Acipenser ruthenus (sterlet)
Lineage: Eukaryota; Metazoa; Chordata; Actinopteri; Acipenseriformes; Acipenseridae
Product: protein diaphanous homolog 1-like
Exons: 17
Coding region: 430-2229 (599 amino acids)
Molecular function (GO): protein binding; GTP binding
Source: RefSeq, a predicted model, not a curated record